UCCGUGCGGGGUACUCGAGCCCUGUUCCGAGCCCGUGAGGAUGGCGUGCUUCGGCAGGGCAGCAGCGUCGGCGCCGCAGCGGAGAGCGGGCGCUCGGGAGGGCAGAUCUUGUUAGAGCUUCUGAUCUUCAGUUCAACUCCUGUGUCAUGGAUGAAACUGCUUUGUCCCUUGGAACAAUAGAUGUUUCCUAUUUGUCCACCUCAGCAGAGUGCAGUAUCAGUAGAUGUAAGCAUUCCAGUGAAGAAUGGGGAGAGUGUAACUCUAGGCCCACUCUCUUCCGAUCUGCCACUUUAAAAUGGAAAGAGACUCUGUUGAGCAGAAAAAGGCCGUUUGUGGGACGAUGUUGCUACGUAUGCACUCCCCAGAGCCGGGAUAAUUUCUUCAAUGCUAGUAUUCCUUCUUUGGGUCUACGUAACGUCAUAUAUAUCAAUGAAACACAUACGAGGUACAGAGGGUGGCUUGCAAGACGCCUUUGUUAUGUCCUUUUUGUGCAAGAGAGGGAUGUUCAUAAGGGUAUGUUUGCCAAGAAUCUGACAGAAAACGUGCUGAAUAACAGCAGAGUCCAGAAGGCCAUUGUAGAUGAAGCUUCUGAACCAAGUGCUCCGGGUAGUUUUGCUCAGACGGAUCCUAAAGCUAUCAACAAAGUGAAGAAAAAAGCUAGGAAAAUUCUCCAGGAAAUGGUAGCAAAUGUGUCACCUGCUUUAAUCAGGUUGACUGGCUGGGUGCUACUGAAGUUGUUUAACAGCUUUUUCUGGAAUAUUCAGAUCCACAGAGGUCAAAUAGAAAUGGUCAAAGCAGCAACAGAGAUGAAUUUGCCUCUUAUCUUCUUGCCUGUUCACAAAUCCCACAUUGACUACCUGCUCCUUACGUUCAUUCUUUUCUGCCAUAAUAUCAAAGCACCCUACAUUGCUGCAGGGAACAACCUCAACAUCCCCAUCUUCAGCACAUUGAUCCGCAAGCUAGGAGGAUUUUUCAUUCGACGGAAGUUAGAUCAGAGCCCUGAUGGUCGUAAGGACUUCCUCUACAGAGCUUUGCUCUACGUGCACAUAGAAGAAUUGUUGAGACAGCAGCAGUUUUUAGAAAUAUUCUUGGAAGGCACACGGUCUCGAAGUGGGAAGACAUCUGGAGCUAGAGCAGGUCUUUUAUCUGUGGUGGUGGAUGCUCUCUUCUCAAAUGCUACUCCUGAUGUCCUAAUUAUACCUGUGGGAAUCUCCUAUGAUCGCAUAAUUGAAGGUCACUAUAACAGUGAACAGCUGGGCAAGCCUAAGAAGAAUGAAAGCCUUUGGAGUAUAGCUAGAGGAGUCUUCAGAAUGCUGCGGAAGAAUUAUGGGUGUGUCAGAGUAGAUUUUGCACAACCAUUUUCCUUAAAAGAAUAUGUAAACAGCCAAAGCCAAAAACCUGUGCCUGCUCCUCUUUCUUUGGAACAAGCUUUGUUACCAGCUAUACUUCCAUCAAGAGCUAAUGAUACUGUAGAUGAAGGUACAGAGGCCUCACUGCCCAACUCCAGGGAUAUCACCAGUGAACCUUUCAGAAGAGAGCUGAUAUCCAACUUGGCUGAGCAUAUUUUGUUCACUGCUAACAAGUCCUGUGCUGUGAUGUCUACCCACAUUGUUGCCUGUUUGCUGCUGUACAGACACAGGCAGGGAACUGAUCUUUCUAGGCUGGUGGAAGAUUUCUUUUCCAUGAAGGAGGAGGUCUUAGCCCGUGACUUUGACUUGGGCUUUUCAGGGAACUCAGAUGAUGUUGUCAUGCAUGCCAUCCACUUGUUGGGGAACUGUGUAAAUAUCACAAACACUAGCCGAAACAAUGAGUUCUUCAUCACUCCCAGCACAACGAUACCUGCUGUCUUUGAACUCAACUUCUACAGCAAUGGAGUACUUCAUGUAUUUAUUAGAGAGGCCAUUAUUGCCUGCAGUCUUCAUGCGGUUCAGAGUAGGAGGUACAGAAAUGGUACCAAUGGUGCUUCUCCCAGUUUGAUUAGUCAAGAACACCUGGUCCGAAAAGCCGCCAGCUUGUGUUACUUGCUUUCUAAUGAAUUUACUGUAUCUUUGCCUUGCCAGGUGAUAUAUCAAGUUUGCCAUGAAUCUGUGGAAAGGCUGAUACAAUACGGUAUUCUUCUGGUGGCCGAGCAGGAUGAUCAGGAGGAUGUUAGCCCCAGUCUUACAGAGCAGCAGUGGGAUAAAAAACUCCCUGAGCCAUUAUCUUGGAGAAGUGACGAGGAAGAUGAAGACAGUGAUUUUGGAGAAGAGCAGAGAGAUUGCUACCUAAAGGUGAGCCAGGCUCAAGAGCACCAGCAAUACAUCACUUUCCUGCAGAGGUUGUUGGGACCUUUACUGGAGGCAUACAGCUCUGCUGUUAUCUUCGUGCACAAUUUUAGUGGUCCUGUUUCAGAGUCUGAAUACCUUCAAAAGUUACACAGGCACUUAAUAAACAGGACGGAGAAGAAUGUUGCUGUAUAUGCUGAGAGUGCUACCUACAGUCAUGUGAAAAACGCAGUGAAAGUCUUUAAGGAAAUUGGGGUUUUCAAUCAGACGAAACAAAGAAGAGACACCAUUUUGGAACUAAGCACUACGUUCCUACCUCAGCGCAACAGGCAAAAACUACUGGAAUUCAUCAUGAGCUUCAUGGUAUUAUAGACCACAUAUAGCACCUUUGUCCAGGGACGUGAAGACAGGUUUUGAGACUGUGUCGAAGCCUGGGGACAUUUGCUAAUCUUUCAGAGUGUAAGGUGCCACUGUCUGAGUAAGGCCUUCUCUGACUUGAACUACUGGAAGACAAGUGCCUUCUUACGUAUACAUUUAUGGGUUUCUUACAGUCCCAAUCCUGUUGUAAUACAGCGAUACUCAGAUGACACUUUGGAUACAAGUAAUUAAACUUGUUGCAAAAAAUAAGAUAAAUGAUUAGAAUUAGAUUUAAAACGAAGAGUGAAGUUUUAUCAGUGUUAUGUUUUAAAUAUACUUUCAAAGACUGUAACAGAUGCACAAAUACGCGUAUUUGUGAUCUGUAGCUAACCCUGAGAUCUUGAGUUUAGUGGCAACACAGCUUAUGGCAUAAACAAGUAACUUUCAUUCCAGUUCAGUUUUAUUGUUUUCAAUAAAUGGUUUAAAAAUUUUGCUUAGGCAGGAUAUAUAUUUCAUGGAUAAAGCCAUAGUUUUUAAUAAAUGUUAACAUAAAUGCCAAAAUUCUAAUGAGAAUAACAGUUACAGGCAUCUGAGAAUAAUGAUCAUGUAGCAGAUGAUUGUGAGAAACAUUGUUAGCAGGCACACCUUGCACUAUUACAGCUGUGUAGUGCAGUGGUAAAUUGCACUAAUCACUGCUGUCAUGAAGAAUGUGAGAGUAGCAUUCUUGUUUUUAUUAUGGCAUCUGUCAUUCAGCCAGAUGAAAGUCAGGAGACAGUUGCCUGAAUGUGAAUAUCUUGUAAAAUCUUAGAUUAUUAUUUAAUUGAAAAAAGCUAUCAAGUUUUUUUUUUUAAUUAAUAGGAUGUCAGAUUUUUCUUUUUAAAGUGGAGUAAAGACUUGAUUUGGUGAAAUAAUUUUUAAUUUUGGCCCUAAAAAUUUCAGCAAUAACUUUUGCAAUUCUUUGGAAAUGAGUGUUCAUAUUGUAUUCUGUUGCUGAGCAGAUCAAAAUUGGCAUGAAAUAGUAACCUCUAGAAACACAGAAAUAUCAUAAACAAUGUACUUUUGGCUCUGAUCUAACUGACUUACAAAAAAAAAAUUCACAGACAAAACUGAAUGAUGAAUAAAUUCUGCCCUAUGAAACAGGACUCUGGUCUUGCGAUUUGAUCCUUUUGCAUGGAGGACUUGCACUGUAGAUUUCGUCUUCUCUUCAUGCGAGUGGAGAUUAGAUUGCAACCUGUGGUCCUGUAUUUUAGUACAGCUGAUCUAGCUGAAGCAAUAACUUGGUGGUAUGUGAAGCUGGUUUGCUUGUGAAAUGUGUUUUUCCUCAUUUAGAUUGCCUUCUAUAUGAGGGAAAUCAAACAUUUCAAUUACUGCAAUGUUUCGCUUGAUUCUCGCGUCCUGGCCUUGUGAGCAGAAAAUCCCCGAUCUUCAUCAUGCAGCCUCUGUCGCUUAACAUAAAUACGGAAAAGCAUACUUGAAUCCCAGCACUCGCACUGUUACGCCAGCACAAAACUGAUGCACACAAUUUGAGUUUGUGGCCAAGGAGCUUGCAUUUGUACUGCACAUUUGUCAACGAGAAUAUUUCUGUAAAUUUUUUUAUUAAAUGCUAUUAAUAUUUGAAACCUGCAGUUUAUAGUUUAUUAGCAUUAUACUGUUAGCACUGUGAGAUGCAUGUGUUUUGUCACUAAACCAGGUGCUCUACAACACUUUAAGAAUUUCUGAACCAAAGCUACAUUAAUACGGAUAGAAACUGACCCUAGAGUCGCUUUCGUUCUUAUGUCCUUCUGCUGUCUCAGCAGGAUAGUGACUACAUCACGCAUAAUUUGUUUUGUGGAGUCUACUAGCUAUUUAGAAAACAGUUUCAUCUCAUACUAGCUAAUGUGCACUGUUCGUCAACCCGAUGAAUGCUCCAUACAAUGGUUGUUGCUGAUGGCUUCCAUUUAAUGUCAAAAAAAGACUAGGUGCUUCUGAAUAAUGAGCUCUCAUAGUUUACUGCAUUUCGGUAAAUCUGAAGUGUACUAACAGCAAAGAUUGUACAUCAAAAAGAUUUUUAAAAAUGAAGCAAUAUGAAGCAAACAAAACUUGAGACAUUUUAUUAAGAAUGUUCUGCCAACUGAUGUAUUAGUUACCGUAAAACCCAGGAGUACUGUGGUCACUGGAGUGUUCUGGCUGGGUGUUGCAACUGUGAUAACUUAUGGCUUACAUUUAAAAAAAGAAAAUAAAUUAAAAAAAUAAAUCUGGUUAAUAUAAAUCAGUGAGUGGGUAGGGUAAUAAUGCAUGUGAAUACACAUUUAUGAAUACAUUUAGUAUGCAGAGGGAGGGGGCACCUCUAAAACGGGUUUGGUUUUGUAUGAAAAAAAAAACCCCUGCAUGUGAAAAGUCAGUACUAUGAAUCAUAUGCCAUUGGAAGCCUUUGCAUUCUGCAGCGAGUGUGUAGGUAUACAUAUAUAUGCAAGCGUGUAUAUUAUGACACAUGACAACUAUGCUUUUCCCUGAAAAUAAAGCACAGAAUAUAAAAUUAUCAGACUGUAACAGUCAAAAACUAAAACCAACACUUUUGCACUGUAUUUACACCUUCAGUGUCUUCUGAUUUUAUUAACCUCUCAUGUUUCCUUUACUGAUAGAAUGCCAGAUUGAGUUAAUUUCGGUAAAGUUAACCAGUAAAGAAGAAAGGACUGGCCCUGAAUUACCACAAACGGAUUUUAAGACUCUCCUCUUACGAAGACUUGCACGAGUCUCAUCAUUCUUACGAGCAUAUUACUCAGGUGUGCAAGUCUUUUUGGGCCAGGAUCUUUCAUGGUAUGAGGUUCUUAAUCAUUCCAUAUGCAUCCUGUAGAUCUUACAUUUUUAGAGUGAUGAAAAUGUAGAAUCCCACUUCCCAUGCCGCCACAGCUACCCAGGCCCCCAGGGAUCAUAAACUUGUUAAUAUAUUUACUUUCUACUCACACUGACAUUGGAGGCAUACCUGCCUUCUCUUUGACAGUAUAGGGCUUUAUUCACCUAUCUUUAAUUAGGAAGCGUGUACACACACUUGCAUUCAACUGACUGCCUGCUCCACAGAGAAGUAUCAGAAUCACCAUGUAGAAGAAGGUUGAGCGGGGAGGUGAUUUAAGAUACUGUUGCUCUUGUCUUUCUGUGCUAAUGAGCCUGAUACUGCUUCCUUGAGAAUGUUACCACGUUUUACCUGUUAUGUGUAACGCCAUGUCUGUUGUAGAAGCACGGAGGUGUACUGGAGUCAUUUUAAUAAAUUAAACUGUUUGCUAAUAUGACAUUUAACAAGCUCUUCUCGUGUUUUUUUGUUGUUUUGUUUUGUUUUUUAAAUAACCUGCUAAGAUAAUUUAUUCAAUAACUUUGUCCCAUGCUAGGUAGUUUCUGAAAUUAAACCGUGAAAAGCUUCUGUUGUAGAAGUGUCUCUACCAGUGUACGUACUGGAGCAGAACCAUUUAAAAAGCAGGUUGAGGUGACAUCCUGACUCCUGAGUCACUGCCAGUUUUGUUGCAAAGCGGAGAUGCCAUUUUGCUUCCCUGUUUCCCCAUCUCUGCCAGGCCUUUGUACGUGGCUUCCUCUUUUAAAGUUCCUCUCGCCUUACGGGGCAGGGGGGGGUCAUUCAGAAGUUUGGGACAGCGCUGAUGCUGCAGACUGUCCCUUCUCCUGGCGAUUUCAAGCUGACCUGGAGUGCAAUAAGCACCUGUCAGCAAUUCUGACAGCAUCUGGCAAAUGUGAAUCAAUCGGAGUGGGGCUUUAAUAUAAUAAAACCUGCAUGGAUGAUCAUUACUUAAAUUGAGAAGGAGGGAUGCUGUCUCACCCUUCAGGAAAAAAAAAAAAGUUGUAAUCAACUGAUUAAGAGGCCUCUAGCGAUGUUCACAUGCAAGCAAGGCUCAAUUAAUUGACAACUCUAGGCUGAGGCAGGAAACUAAAAUUCAAUUAUUGUCAAUAGCUUGAAUAAAACCCAAUUCUUAUUGGUGAUGACCUUACAUGUUAUUCUUUCAGUAAAUGUCUUCCUAUUUCUCAGUCUUUUAAAAUCCCAAAUGUCAGAUAAAGCACUUAUCUCCGGUUUUUGCUUAAUUCAGUUUUCUUGUAAUAAAAGCUUGUCAGGCUUAUUUAGAAGGAUCACUUGAUUUGAGUUCUCUGCUUUGUUCUCUCUUACGGUACACCAAGUUUUCAGCAGCCCUGUAUUUUCAAGGUAAGAUCCACAUUGAUCUGAAUUGCUGCUUGAAACAUUUUCCUUUCAGUCUUUUAUAGAUGUUCAUUGCACUUUGCAUUUGCUGGGUGAGAAGUAUCGUCCUUAUUAAUUCUUCUGUAAGUUGGCCCACCUGUUAAUGUAAUUGUCCAAAAAGUAUCAUAGUUGAUGCUGUCAUUAGAUUAAGGAACUUUCUGGCUUUUGGGAAGAAACAUGUAUGAAAUGUUCAUUGCUGCGUGUUAUGCUGGAGUUCAGACCUGAGAGACAAUAAACCCCAAAGAGACUUCUAGAUUUCAUCUGUCAUAAAGCAUUGACAGUUACAGAAACAAAAGCUAUUUGAUUAAUUAUUGUAUAACUAUUAGUUAUACAAAUACAUGUGUCUGUAUGCAAUGCAAACUUUCAAUAAAAGA
This is a messenger RNA of Aptenodytes forsteri (emperor penguin), 7208 nucleotides long. It is a transcript of the gene GPAM, whose product is annotated as glycerol-3-phosphate acyltransferase, mitochondrial. Gene Ontology annotation, biological process: phospholipid biosynthetic process. Lineage: Eukaryota; Metazoa; Chordata; Aves; Sphenisciformes; Spheniscidae. The transcript is spliced from 21 exons. The record is from RefSeq and is a predicted model, not a curated record. Gene Ontology annotation, cellular component: plasma membrane; mitochondrial membrane. Gene Ontology annotation, molecular function: glycerol-3-phosphate O-acyltransferase activity. The coding region runs from base 147 to 2636 and encodes 829 amino acids.